AUGGUUGAAUUUACAUUAUUCAAAUAUGGUAGCAUAAAUCGUGCAAUACAUCAAAUAAAUUCAUCAGUUAAUCCAUUGAAUAUUGAAGAUCGUUGUCGUUAUUUACGAGAUAUUUUUACAUCAUUAUUAGAUUUACCAUGGAUAUUUAUAUUAGUUUUAUUUGUUUUUUGUUUUGCAACAUCAUGGCUUUUAUUUGCUAUUAUUUGGUAUGUUAUAAUGUUUGUUCAUGAUGAUUUUUCUAACAAAACGUUGAAUGUAACUCAUAAUAAUCAUAUUCCUUGUGUUAUUGGUGUCAAAUCAUUUGGUGGAUCACUUCUUUUUUCAAUAGAAACUCAACAAACAAUUGGUUAUGGAACACGAUCAGUAACUGAAGAAUGUUCAGUAGGAGUAGCUGUUUUAAUAAUUCAAAGUUGUUUUGGUCUUAUCAUUCAAGCACUUUGGAUUGGCCUUAUUUAUACAAAAUUAUCUCGUCCUAGAAAACGUCGUCGAACAUUAAUAUGGUCUCGACAAGCUGUGAUAUCACUUCGUGAUGGAAUUUUAACAUUGCAAUGUCGUUUAGGUGAUAUGCGUCAUAGAUCAACAUUAAUUGAAGCUCAUAUUAGAAUGUAUUUUGUUUCAAAACGUCAAACAAAAGAAAAUGAAAUAAUUCCACUUAAUUUGUUCGAUAUGGAUGUUGGUUUUGAUACAGGAAAAGAUCGAUUAUUUCUUAACUGGCCACUUAUUAUUGAACAUAAAAUUGAUUCACGAAGUCCAUUAUAUGAAAUGAAUAAAGAAACACUAUCGAAAGAAAAAUUUGAAAUAUUAGUUGUUCUUGAAGGAAUUAUUGAACCAACUGGAAUGGUUACACAAGCUAGAACUUCUUAUAUGCCUGAAGAAAUUCUUUGGGGAGCAAGAUUUCAAAGAAUGAUUCAUUUUGGUAAAGAUCAUUAUACCUUGGAUUAUUCGAAAUUUGAUUCGAUUGUUGAAGAUAAUGCUACAUCUGAUUGUUCAGCUAAAAAACUUCAUGAACAAACAUAA
Molecule: messenger RNA, 1017 nt
Organism: Rotaria sp. Silwood1
Lineage: Eukaryota; Metazoa; Rotifera; Eurotatoria; Philodinida; Philodinidae
Source: the annotation of a GenBank genome assembly